AGGAAGUGUUGUGAAAAAGAAGCUCUGCCCGUUCCUGCUGGAGGACAAGCUACGUGUAAUAUUUGAUUGAAAAUGGCUGAUAGGAAAGCCAAUAACAUCCCCAGCAGCAGCGCAAAUCUGCUGUUUUCAGCGGCUCCGGAGUUCAACUUCAGCCUGCCGUUCAUACCUGUCAGUCAGGCCACCGGCCCCGCGGUUUUAUCCGGAGAUGAUGCCAGUGAAGUUGGAGAAGAAGACAGUUUUCUUGGUCAGAUGUCAUCAGCAGCUCCUCAAGCCUCUACGUUCAAUUAUUUUUCCAACACGACUAACAGCAGCGACCCGUUUGCAUCUAUAGGGCAGCAGCCAUGCCCGCCUCCAGCUGCCACCGUUAUUCCAUCAACAACAGGCCCGUCGCCUGCAUCCACUGCAGCUAGCCUGCCUCUAAACCCACCAAUAUCUCAAAUGAAACACAUUCAGGAGUAUGGCAGUGUUACUAAUCAAACCCCUAGGAGUACAUACACUCAUCCACCUAAUGCACUGACUCCUCCUCCUCCUACCCAGAGCUCCCAGCAGUCCUAUAAUCCAUACCGUCACACAGCUGCCAGUAGCAAAGCUAGUCCGUACCUCAUGGCUCCUGAAUUACAGCAGCAGCCCCCCAGCCAAACACCCCAGCAUCUAAACCCCUAUUCUCAGGCCACACCUGCUCCCUCGUUCCAGACUCCACCCACAGCGUUCAACAAGCCUCCCCCAACACAGAUUCCACCACCCCCUACAACGGCCAGCAUGACCGGACCAUUAGUCCCUGCCAACUCAAUGGUGCCAUAUGCAUACAAUGUUUAUGAACCUGUUCAACCUCACUGGUUCUACUGCAAACAAGUGGAGUCAAAGAUGGUCUGGCUUCCCUUUAGUAUUCUGGAUUCCAUUCAGUUGGAAGAAACAUUUAACUCCGUUCAGCCAGAUCCAGAGAAUGUGAUAGUGUGUACGGACGGAGGGCGCUAUGAUGUGCAGCUGUAUGACCGCACACGGACUGCCUUGUACUGGGAGGAAGAUCCCACUGAGGUCCGCCGCUGUACCUGGUUCUACAAAGGAGACGCAGACAGCCGCUUCAUCCCCUAUUCAGAAGACUUUAGUGAGAAGCUGGAGGCAGAAUAUAAGAAAGCUGUUACCACUAAUCAGUGGCACCGGCGACUGGAAUUCCCUUCUGGUGAGACCAUCGUAAUGCACAAUCCAAAGGUGAUUGUGCAGUUUCAGCCGUCUGCCAUGCCUGAUGAAUGGGGCACGACACAGGAUGGUCAGACCCGACCUCGGGUCGUCAAGAGGGGUGUGGACGAUGAUCAGGAUGAAGUUCCUGAUGGUGAAAUGCCUCAGGUGGAUCAUCUUGUGUUUAUGGUGCAUGGCAUAGGCCCCGUCUGUGACCUGAGGUUUAGGAGCAUGGUGGAGUGUGUGGAUGACUUCCGCAGCGUGUCCUUGAAGUUGUUGCAGAGUCAUUUCAAGAAGGCCCGUGAUGAUCAUCUGAUUAGUCGUGUGGAGUUUCUGCCUGUGCACUGGCACACAGCUCUGCAUGGUGAUGCCACAGGGGUAGACAGGAGGAUAAAGAAGAUUACUCUGCCCAGCACAGGUCGUUUACGUCACUUCACUAAUGAAACCCUCUUAGAUGUUCUCUUCUACAACAGCCCAACCUACUGCCAGACCAUUAUGGACACCGUGGCUUUUGAGAUCAACCGCUUACAUGCACUUUUCAUGCAAAGAAAGCCAGACUUCAAAGGCAGAGUGUCCGUGGCUGGACACAGCUUGGGCUCUUUGAUACUUUUUGAUCUGCUGUCCAAUCAGAAGACUGGCUCACUUUCAUCAGGUCCAGUGACCAAUGGAAAUGCUCCGCCUAAUGUGAAACGGGUAUCAGUACAUUUAGAUUUUUGA
Sinocyclocheilus grahami is the source of this 1893-nucleotide messenger RNA. Its product is annotated as SEC23-interacting protein-like. The transcript is spliced from 10 exons. The coding region runs from base 73 to 1893 and encodes 606 amino acids. Lineage: Eukaryota; Metazoa; Chordata; Actinopteri; Cypriniformes; Cyprinidae. The record is from RefSeq and is a predicted model, not a curated record. Gene Ontology annotation, molecular function: glycerophospholipase activity. Gene Ontology annotation, cellular component: cytoplasm; COPII-coated ER to Golgi transport vesicle.